AUGCCAGUUGAAAGUGGCAAUCAAUCGACAAUAAAAGAAAAUUGUUCAACAAUUUUAUUGAAUACACCAGAAUUUCAUGCCGAAUUAACAAAUUUAUUAAUCUCUGAAGGCAAUAAAGAAUCACUUGAAACACUCUCAAAUCUACUUCUACCAAUAACUAAACUUGAUGCAACAGCUUGUAAAGGUCCUGUUCUACCUGUAAAUGAUAUACGUGGUAUUGAUAGUCGUUCGUAUGCUAAGAACGAACGGUAUUUACGAUGUAAGUUAGCUUCGCUUCAUCGAGUUAUUGAUCUUUAUGGUUGGAAUUGUGGUACUUGUUCUAAUCAUGCAUCCAUCCGGGUUAAUAAUAGUGCAGAUCAAUUUCUUAUUAAACCUAUUGGCUUAGCUUUUCAUGAGAUAACUGGCUCAUCUCUUAUUAAAAUUGAUUCUAAUGGUUCAAUCAUCGAUGCUGGUAGUACAACAUUCGGUGUCAAUGCACUUAGUUUUUCAUUAUAUUCAUUUGUUUAUAAACACCGUCCAGAUAUUAAUUGUAUAAUUCAUGUUCAAACGCCAGCUGCAACCGCUGUUUCUGCGAUGAAAUGUGGUCUUUUAUCGCUCAGUCAAGAAUCAUUGGUAUGUGGUAAAGCAACAACACAUUCAAUUGAUAUUGAUUUGACAACAAAUCGUUUAUCGCUUGAUGCAAAUGUUCAGCAAUCAACAGCCAAAAUUCUUAUACUUCCAAAUUAUGGAAUAUUAGCUUGUGGUUCAACCGUAGAAGAAGCAUGGCAUAUAACGUUCAAUCUAAUAUUAGCAUGUGAAUCACAAUUAAGAACUGUUUCAGUCGGUCUUCAUAAUAUAAUUUUACCAUCGGAAGAUUCAAUGAAACAAGUAACCAAUACGGUUAAUGCAGGUGGUGGUGGAGUCAAUACAACGGAUGUUAAAUGGGCUGUUGGCGAACUUGAAUGGUCAACAUUAAUGAUCGUUUUAGAUCGAGCUGGCUACCAUACUGGUUACAUCUAUCGUGAACCGUUGAUUCGAUUCAUUGACAAACAUUGA
Messenger RNA from Rotaria socialis, 1035 nucleotides. Lineage: Eukaryota; Metazoa; Rotifera; Eurotatoria; Philodinida; Philodinidae. The record is from the annotation of a GenBank genome assembly.